Aegilops tauschii subsp. strangulata is the source of this 363-nucleotide messenger RNA. RefSeq lists its product as uncharacterized. The record is from RefSeq and is a predicted model, not a curated record. Lineage: Eukaryota; Viridiplantae; Streptophyta; Magnoliopsida; Poales; Poaceae. Gene Ontology annotation, molecular function: nucleic acid binding; zinc ion binding.
AUGGAGGAGUAUGAUGGCUUCAGAAACCUUGAUACUUUCAAGCUGGACAAGCUAGCGGUUUGGGCCCAGAUCCGUCGUCUCCCGGACAAGUUCUUGAUUGAACCAGCAGUAAGAGGCCUGGCAUCGUGCAUCGGGGAGGUAGAAGAAGUCCAGCUCAAGCUCCCAACAGGCUUUUUUGGUGAGUUUGUGAGGGUAAAGGUGAAGAUCGACAUCAAUGCCAAAAUCAAGCGUUUUGUCACUGGCAGAAAGGGGGAGGAGAGGAUCAAAUACCAGGUGAAAUAUGAAAAGUUGCCUACCUUCUGCUACAACUGUGGGGAAUUUGGCCAUUGGCAUGAGGAGUGUGGAGAAGGGGAGCAUGAUUAG